This is a messenger RNA of Cylicocyclus nassatus, 12429 nucleotides long. The record is from the annotation of a GenBank genome assembly. NCBI's taxonomy places the organism in Eukaryota, Metazoa, Nematoda, Chromadorea, Rhabditida, Strongylidae.
AUGGAUAAAUUGGAAUAUAUUUAUUCUAAGUCCGAUAUUGAUAAAAUGAAAGCUGACGCGGAAAAGAAGGAAAUAUUGGACGGCUACAGAGCACAUAUCAAGGAUGUUCGUAACUAUGGUAAUGUGUUUGGUGAAAAGGCUGUUGGCGGUAUUCUUGGCUAUGCUAGUAACGCACAGCUGGAUGCUACUGUAGAUAACACAUAUUACAGCUAUGUUAUUUCCAACAAUUCACAGGUAAACGGCUACGACUAUGUAGGUGGACUUGUAGGUCAGAUUGGCAGUAAUAUCCAUAUAAAUAAGGCAUUUAAUUCUAAUGAAAGUGCAGCAGGUGCAUCUAAUAAUUAUGGCACUACCAGCAGUACAGGCAAUUCUAUUAUCACAGGUAACGCAGAGUCAAUUAAGGAGCAAAUCAAAGAUACCAGUACCUAUGGUCAGGUUAAAGGUCAUAACUAUGUAGGUGGUCUUAUCGGUGGCUCUACAGCUGAUAGUAAAGACAAUAAGAUAAAUAAUGCUUAUAACGCUGCUAAUGUAAUUGCAACUGGCGAUUAUGUAGGUGGUAUAGCAGGCUAUUUCUCUGGUGCGGGCAGCUCUAUUACCAAUGCCUACAAUGGUGACAACAAUACCAUCAUUAGAGAGCUGUUUCCUAUCAUGGAUGGAGAUGGUGCAGGUGUAAGUCAGGGGAAGAAUGAUAUUGGUACAGCGAUUAAAAAUCUUGAUGAUUUGCUUAAUUCCCUUGUGACAAACCAUGUGGGGUUAAAUUCUGAUGAAGACACUCCAGAACGCUAUAUAUUGAAGUAUUAUGACGAGGCUCCAGAGGCGAACAAGGUCGAUAUAAAGAAUAAAAUUGGUGAUUUAAUAUCAUACUAUAGCUUUAAAACCAUAGAUAAUGAAGGUAACAGCAAGUAUUAUUACUACAUCCCUACCGCAGUAGGUGACGGAGCAGACCGCAUGGGUGCAGAGGGUAUCUAUGUAGAUGCCAAUGGUCAGAGAGUAGACGAAGAUAAAAUCAUUGCUAUUGACUUUAAUAGCCGUAUUUAUGCUAUUCGUGAGGCGUACCGAGAUGCUAAUAUAACAGGUAUUUCUAAAGUCGGCGGUUUGGUUGGCGGUUUGGAUAAUGGCGCUGUAAUUGACACUACCUAUAAUGCAGGCAGUGUUACUGGCAAUGCUGUCAGUGUUGGUGCUAUAGCUGGUGAAGUGGCUAAUUCUGCGAAAAUAAAGAACAGUUUUUUUGUAAAGGGUGAUGACAUAAGUACAGGGAAAGCCUUCUCUAAAACAGAUAACCGAGUAGGAGACAGCUCAAAGGGCGGUAUCAUCCAAACCUCUGUGCAAGGUAGUGAAAUAACAAAUCUGCGCAGUGGUAAUGAGAUAAAGCAUGUACUGGAUUCAUCUGAAGCGGCAAAGAAAUUUUUCGAUCCUCAAAGUAUGAACGAUUCUAAAGGAAACCCAAUUUACCAGUUGAAAUAUGGUAGUGAUACACAUUAUCUAUAUCUCAGCGAAAAUGCCUUGAAUGUGGAUGACCCUAAUUCAAGUAUGUCAUCAACGGCUAAAAAAGUCGUUCAGGGUAUUCAGGAAUGUAUGGAAGCGCUAAAGGUUUCUAAAAAAGAAUAUGAUAUCUAUGAGGACAAAGAUAACAGUGAACAAAUUUUUGCUAUCAUCAGGCUUCAAAAGAAAGAUGAAGAAGGACAUGUUGUAAAGGACGAAAACGGCAAGCCAGAAAUAGUAAUCAAAAUAUUUGGCUUGGAUCAGCUAAAGGGAACAGACACCGCCUCCGGAAGUCCUUCUACUCAUCCUGAAACAAAGGAUGAUUUAUUAAAAGCUGAAUAUGGUUUACCUGUGGCUUCAGGUGAUAUCAUAUCAAAUCAGGGUGAUACAUGGACUGUUUAUGGUGGUCAGACUCUGCCUCUUUUGAAUAUUUUCAUGAACAAUGCAGAUAUUGCUCGUGAAUUUGAGUAUGACGGCACUAUUCAUAAUCUGGUAACUGAUGACGUAUCAGGUGUAUAUGGGCGAGCAGACUUCUUGGGCGGUGCUGGUAAAAACGUAUAUACCAAAGGCUACGAAGAAAUGAGUGAUAAUGGUCUUAGCAGUCAUUAUUACUUAGAUAAUUCCAAUAUCUGGGCACCACAGCACGGCCUGCGUGUAAGCCCUACCGCCAGCGUUGUCAUUAAUCCUAUCGGUCUUAAUAUCACCGUAGAGGGCGAAAAAAUCUAUGGCAUGCACAUGCUGCAGGGCUAUUAUGUUUCUGUACCCAUUUAUAACUCCUUGAAGGAAUUAGUUCGCUAUGACUACUAUAAAAUAGGUACUAGAGAAGGCAGCACAAUAGAGGAACAUACAUCUGUUAAGCUGCCCGAUUUAGAGAAGGAAUUUAAAGUUAAGAUUGACGGUGAUAAAAGUAAUAAAGACUUGUGGAAGGAAGAAGACUGGCGAGAAUACAACAACAAGAUAAAGAAUGCGAUUUUGAACAAUCAUCAUUAUGUGGUAACAAUGGACGGCUUUGUAAACAGCGAAACCAUUGAAAGCUCUCUUGGUGGAUUGGUUAAUUUUGUUACAAAUAAUACAGCUGAUAAUCUAAGUGGCAGCAGCUUUAAGGCGGCAUUUGAUGACCAGAAAUUAGGAGUAGCAGAUACUAAUUUCACCUUUAAAUACACCGAUGAAAAUGGUAAUGAGGUUGAGAAAAAGUAUUAUAAUGAGGACUCUGGUGCUUACGAUUUAACAGGCAGCUUGGGCGGUAUCACUGCUCGCUACAAUAACUACAAGAUAAAUUAUGAAGGCUACCUGAAGGUUGAUAAGGCAAGUAUCGCUUACACCUAUGAUGGUGAGCGUGAUUAUGGUGCAGCUAAUGAAGAUGGUACCCAUUCUUGGUAUAUCAAUGGUAUAGAUACUAAUUCGACAGCUUUAAGUGUAAAUGGUCAGCUUAAGGAUUGGGAUGCACUGAAAUUACUGGAAACCAAUCUUAUCAAGGCUCAGAUAUAUGAAGAUGGCAAAAUCCGCAGUGUUACGUUUGAAGAGCUUCGUGAUGAAAUAGGAGCAAUAGAUGUUGAUGUAAAUGGUACAUACACUUUUAAAUUAUCUACUGAUAGAAAAAUAAUCGAUAAAGAUAACAAGAUUGUAAACAUCGAGAAUUUUACCAUCAACAGCGAUAAUUUUAAGAUAAGUGACCGUGGUAAUCUUAUCAUGAUGAGCAGUGAAAAUGAUAAGAUAAAUAUUAGUGCAAAUUACAAUGAUAACGGUACUAUCAAUAGCUAUACUAUUAAAAAUAUAGAAGAUAAUACGGAGCAGACUAUCUAUGUAAAGGAAACAAAGGCAGAAACUGUGCUGUAUACUGAUUUUACUGCUGGUGGUGACAAAAAUGGUGCUGAUUUAUAUACUAAUCCACUGACAACAGGCAGUACAAUUACACAGAAGCUUUUAAAAGCAGGAGCACUGACCUAUGACCCAGGAAGCUCCCAAUAUCUGAUAAAGGAAAGUGCCUUCGAUGAAACAGGAACAUCUAUAACUGGAGUCAAUGGAGCUGGUAAUAUCCUUACUACUAUUACGGCAAAUGGUGAAGAAGGAAAAAAACAUUAUUACGCUUGCAAUACUAGUGGUGAUGGUGUGGGCUUCUGGAUUGAGAAGGGGGCAGGAGAUGAGCCUGAUAAAUUCUAUGAAUAUGUAACUCCAGAGGAUUAUACUAAUAAGAAGGAAUUGUCAGCAGAAUCAAAGCUUCUGUUGGUGAAUUUUGGUGUAAUUAAUGAGGAUUCUAUAACUGGUAAUCAGAAAUUUAAUAACGCUUUUUAUACUCAGGAUGGUUCUAGUAUAGAAUCCUAUGCAAAGGAAUUUGUAAAUAAGGACACUGGCGGUAUUCUGCUGAAAAAUUAUUCAGAUGAUAGCUAUAAUAAUUUUACCAAUUAUGUAGUAUCUGACUAUACAGGAAAAGUAAUCUCUGACCUCUAUCAGAAAACUACUGAAAAUGAAAUUACACUGUACUCUGAUUCUGACCACAAGGAUGAGAUUAAUAGCAGUAAUAAUACCAUGCAAUACAUUGUAGGUAUCGGUACUGCAAAUGAUUUGUACCAUGUACUUACUAAAGAAAAUAAUGAUGGAAAUAGGGUAGUAUCUGACUAUACCCUUAGUUAUUUGGGUACGGAUUUUGAAUUGGUAAAAACAGAUGAUGUCAGUGAGCAAUCUUUCAAAACCUUGCAGAAUACACUGUCUAAUUAUAAUUUUGACUGGCGUAUGGGCGGCACCUAUGGUAUGUUGUCAUCACGAGCAGAUCAAAAAGCUUACGGUACAACUGAUAUUACGGUAAAGGAUAGCUAUGAGACUAUAAAGCCUAUUGAACUGGAAGUAAAUGUCAGCGGAAGCAGGGAUUAUCUCAACACUAUGAAGAAUGACCAGUUUACUGUAUCUAAUGGCGGUGAAGGUCAUACUCUGGUAACUUCUCAGGACAUAAAAGGCGAUGAUAUAACUGGUGCGCAGAAUUUUACAUGGAACUUUGAUUUUGGUAGAGUUGAAGGUACUGGUGAUGAUAAGCAUAUCGUCAAUGGUUUAACAGGUGAUGAUAAUAACCGCAAGGAAACCAUUUUAAGCUUUGACAAUGUAAAGGCACUGACUGAGGCUUUAGAGGGCGAUACUGUAACUAUAACCGUUGAUGAUAAAUCAGAAGAAGUAAAGCGUAUAAAUGCAAAUACCUUUGUUAAACGUGGUACUGAUGGUACUGUAACAGUUUAUAAUUUAACAAAGCAUGAUGAUAAUACAGAAGCUGCCUCAUAUAAGGGUAGUCUGUUUGAUGUAUCACAAAUGUUUGUAGUAAAUAGUGAUACUAAUUUAUUGGAGUUUAAUGGUAAGUAUUAUGAUGUAAGCCAUAAGGAUAAUGACCCAGCUAAAGAAUUAGAUACCAUUAACACUGUAUUCAAAUAUGGCAACAAUCUAGGAAUCUUAAGUAAUGCCAACAAAUACGAUUAUCUGAUAAAAGCUCCUGAGAACAAUGCUUAUACCUUAGAGGUAAAGCCUGUUCAGCUCAGCAUGGAUAUAACCGUAAAUGGCAGCCGCUACUAUGGACAGCAUACCAGUCAGGAUUUCACAGAUACCAAUAGCUAUAAAGUAACAGCCGUAGAUAAAACCAAUAGUGAUACAGGUGCAAUUAAGGUAAUAGAUGGAUUGUACUAUGUUUACGAUGGAGAAAUUAAUCCAGAUACUAAAAAAGCUAAAGGCUGGGUUAAGCUGGCGGAUAAUAUUGCUUUGCAGAAUAAUCUUGGCUAUGAUAAAGAUGGCAAUAAGUUACUUGAUUAUGGUCAGAAAUGGAAUGCAGGUGAAUAUACCAACAGUAAAGCCGAAGGUGUAAAAUUAACAGAUACCUAUGACAAGACAACAGGCAAGCUUGUAAAUGUAAUCAGUAUUCAGGAGAAGGAUGGCUAUACAAAUGGCAUAAGAGGUACAGUAGCUAAAGGUGAUACCGGCAGUAACGGUUCCAUUGCUAAUAACUAUAAUAUCAGUGGUUUAGAUGCAACCUAUGAAAUUAAAAAGGCUGAUUUGUAUUAUACAUUGGCAGGCUAUCGUGAAUAUGGCGAAGCUAAUGAAACAGGUAUUUACCGGUAUGAGCUGUCCGGUAUAGAUAAAAAUAGUGGUGAAGAAAGCGUAAAUGGCUUUUUGAAGAGCUUUGAUGUAGGCUCCGGUGCUGGUAAAAUUAGUUUAUCUAAAAUAGGUGAGAAAUAUAAUUUUGCAUUAGAUGCUGAUAAGUUUAAGAGAAUAUCUGGCAGCAGUUUUGAUUUUACACUAGAAGGAAAUGUUAAGGCUGACACUAAUACUAAUGUAAAAUGGAACGAUGCUAAAACCAGUGUAGAAGGAUAUACUCUGAAAUCUGUUAGUGGUAUAGAGUUUGCAGAUAGUACAUUAGCUAAUAAUUAUAAUUUGGUUCUUUUGGAUAAAGAUACACAUAAUACAGGAAAAUUUUUAGCAACUAAAGUAGAUGGUAGUGGUAACGUAUCGCAGGAGCCUAUAGCUUUUGCAAAUAGCGUAACUGAAAAUAGCGGUAAAUCUGAAAGUGCAUUAUAUAUCACACCUGUAGAGGUACAGCUGUCUGUUCAGGGUCAGCGUUAUUACGGUAAUGCCAUGAAAGAAGUUACUAAGAGCAGUAACUUUACUGUAAAUGCAAACGCAUCAUCUCUCGGAAAUGGUAUAUUUAACGUAACAGCACAACAUAAAGAAGAUGCUAAUACAUUUUUAGCUGCGUUAGGUGUUUCAGAAAAUUAUACAGGUACAACUACAUCAUCUAAGAUAAAUUUUUGGAGUAGUUCCAGUUUACAGACAGCCUAUGGCAAGGAAGCCGAUGACAGCUAUAGUAUUUAUAAGAAAUUAAACUCCAUAGAAAAUAAUGGUACGGACAAAUCUAUAACUAAUGCUACAAAAGUAAAAUUAGAUACUGACGGUAAUGUUACAAGCUAUGAUAUUUCAUAUAAUAUUUCAGAUGAAGCUGAAGUUGCUGGCAGUAAGGUUAAUUUAGCUAAAAAUGCAGGUAAUUAUGUCUUCUAUGACAUAACUGGCAGCAGUCUUACAAUCAAUAAACGCAAGGUAUAUUACACUAUAGAUGGUUCUCGUACUUAUGGCGAAGAAAAUGACACUAGUAUAUAUAAUUUAAGCUUUAGGGACCCAAAAGGAAAUACUGGCUUUGCGGCUGUUGAUAUUGCUAAUAGCGAUGGCAAAUUAACUACAGAUAACAUCGCAGUGAUGAAAGAAGCGUUAGAUAUAACGCUUGGUUUUGAUGCCUAUUCAUCAGCAGGAGAGUAUAAAAGUGGUGAAAUAAUUUCUACAAAAUCAAAAGAUAGCGAUGAAAAAAUUACAGCUAGUGUGACUGCUGAAUAUACAGAUGCUUUCUAUGGUAAAGGCUCUAAAACAGAAAAACCAACCAUGUCAGUCACCGGUCUUAAUAAAAUGUUCUCUUAUGAUAUUAAUGGACAAAGCACUGGAUUAAAGAGUACUAUUAAUAUGGAUAAUUAUGAAAUAAUAGGUACUCAUAACUUUGAUAUUGCAAAACGCGAUAUUGCUUUGGCAACGACAGCUACCCGUACUUAUGGCGAUGAGUUAACUAAAGGAAAUGUUUCUUAUGAGGUUACUGGUAUAGACGGAAAAAUAGGUCUAGUAAAUGAUGAUGAAGUUAUUACUACUAAUAUGAAUACUGUCGAAGUUGGAGAUUUAACUGCUCUUGAUGCUGGCAAAUAUACAGGUACAGUGAAUGAUACUAACAGUAAAAUCAAAACAACCUUCAAUAGCACAAAUAUUGCUACAUCAGAUGCGUUCUCUAAUAACUAUAAUAUUGCUGAAGAAACAUAUACAUUAAAUGUAAAUCAAGCCGAUUUAACUAUUGAUAUUACUGGCUCAAAAACCUAUGGUGAUGGUACUUAUACUACAGGUGAUGGUUAUUCCUUUAAGAUAUCUGGCUUGAAGAAUGGAGAGACGAUAGCAGACCUCUCUAAUAACACUGAUGGUUUAAAGGGCAGUAAAGAUAUAUCUAUUGAUACGACAAUUUUACUCAGUGGUGUUAAACAGGGUGACACUGAUGCAAAUGGCAAUAAAGAGGAUAAUUUAUCAGCAAGAGACGAGGCAUAUACUUCUAGUGAAAGUAAAGGUGUAUCCAUUUCUAAUUUGAAUACAUUGUCUAAAGGAAAAGAUGAUGCUACUGGUGUAAAAACUGGCUUUAAUGCUAACAAUUACAAUAUCACCACUACUAGCUCAUUUACUGUAGGUAAGAAAAAGCUUAUGUAUGAGCUAUCAGGUGUAAAAACCUAUGGUGACACAAGCACUGGUGCUAUUAACUGGACUGCUGGUCUUAUAGAUGGCUAUCGUUUAGCUCAUAUUGAUGUAGGUACAACAGCUGAUUUGGUAUCGCUUGGAGAAGCAAUAUCUACAAAUAUCAUUAGCAGUGUAAAGACAGAUGUAGAUGAAGGUGUUACUGGUAGUAAAAAAUAUGUGUUUGCUGAUACAUAUGAUGGUAUUAAAGAAAGUUCUAGUAUUAUAAAAGAUGAGAAACCAUUAUAUAAUGUUACCACAGAACAUACAGAUAGUAAUACAGAAAAUACAUUUAAUAUUUCUGUAGAAAUGAAUAAAGAUGAGUUUACCAACCUUAUAAAAAAUAAGAGCGGUAAUAGAGUACUCUGCGUUGAUACCACUGCUCUAUAUGGUCAGCAUAUCCUUACCGUUAAUAAGCGUGAUUUAGAACUAAAUACUACAGCGAAAAGAGUAUAUGGAGAUAAGGGAAAUCUUACUGACAUAAAUUAUGAAUUGGCAGAUACAGUAGAUACUUAUGAUAACACUGCUAUUACUCAUGAUUUGAAUGGUGCUGCAUUGUCUACUAUUCUAACCACUAAGGAUAAGGAUAACACUGAUAAUGCUCUUGAUGUAAAGAGAGAUGCAACUAAUGCAGUAACAGCUUACGUAACAAAUGGCGAAAAUGCAGAAAAGUAUAUUACUACCAAAUUGAAAGAUGGAGUAGAUAAUGUAUUCAGUAACUAUAAUAUCGUCCAGAAUACUAAUAGUCUGACUGUAACACCAAAGAAUUUGACUAUCGAGAUUAUUGGUACAAAGACCUAUGGUGACGCAGACGCUGAAAACUAUCAUUUCCGAGUUGAUGGUUUAGUGAAUGAUGAGAAGAUAGGAGCAGAGCUUGGUAAUUAUACUGGUGAAACUGGUAGAACUGCUACUGAUUUACAUGUAAGUAACACAAUAAGUGAUAGUGACAUUGAGGGCUAUAAUUCAGGCAGUUAUUUGGAUGCAGGUAAGUAUACUCACGAUGCAACUAAUGGUGGUACAAAGACUCAUGGCGGAAACUUGGUUAUUGAUAGUGAUAAAUUGUUUAAUGAUUUGUCUGUAGGCAAGGAUAGUGCCGAUACUGUGACUGCUGGUUUUAAUGCCAAUAAUUACAAUAUCACUCAGAAAUACCAAUUCACUGUCACACCAAAGACUUUGGAUAUGACUAUUUCUGGUAGUCAUACCUAUGGCGAUACUACUGUUAAUACAGAUAGUGGACAAAUGAUUACAGAUGGCAGUCAUUUCUAUGGAGCUGUGAAAGGUAAUUACACAUCAGGCUUAACCAUUGAUACUCCUAAUGACGAUCCUAACUUGAAAACAUGGCUUACUAAUUUAGGUAGUACUAAUGCUGGCUUUAAGGCUUCCAAUUAUCAGCUUAACAAAGAACAUAUUUUUACAAAAUAUACCGUAGAUAAGGCUAAGCUGAAUGUAUAUAUAGUGGGUCAAAAGCUUUAUGGUGAGGAGUCAGGCUCCAGCAGUAAUUCGUCGACCAAGCUGACUGAUAACGGAUUGCAGUAUAAGUUUGCCAUUGCUGGUCUUAAAAAUGAUGAGCAGGUGGGAACUGGUACAUCCAUAGAUAGUGAAGGUCUUACAGCAGAUUCUAUUAUUGCAGCGAUGUACAACGGUGCUGUGGGUGGACAUAUUGCGAAUAUGGACGUUAUCAACAAUGCAAAGGAUAACGAUAUUGAUACCAAUUAUAACAGCGGUAAAUUCUUAAAUGCUACUGUAAAGCAUAGUGCAGAUGGCAGUAAGGAAGAUACUCCUUAUGUCAAGGAUGCUGAUGACAAGCGUACCUUGAAUAUCACCGUACAGGCAAAUCGUGAAUAUGGUGCUUUGAAUGAUGACGGUACUAAUGCCAAUAAGUACAGCUAUACAACAUCAGAUAUCGUAGGUGAUGAACAUGCGCCAGAUAUGCUGUUGUUCAAGGAAAUUACAAGUGGAGCUGUUACUACAGAUAAUAGUGCAUGGAAUCUCAGCACUGGCACCUAUGGCUAUAAUGAAGGAAAUACAGACAAAAAGAGUAUGGCUUUGCAGCAAGACACAGAUGGUUAUUUCACUUCUGGCGAGUACCUUAAUACCAGAUGGAAUAAUACUGAGGCUAUAACAAAGCUGUAUGAUAAUUAUGUUAUUCCUACCUUUACAGAAAAGCUUGUUAUUGACAAAGCAAAGCUGUAUAUCAAUAUAACUGGCAAUAAAAUUUAUGGUCUUGUCCAUAGACAGUAUAGCUUUGAUAUUAGCGGUUUGGCACACAAGGAUGGAGUAUGGGAUACCAUAGGCAAUUUUACAGAUGGAACUAAUUUGCAGGAUGUCAAUGGCGUAUUUUAUUUGACCAAUAAUCUUAAAAAUGCAAGUGGCAGAGAAUUAAUAUCCCACACUAUUUCUAGCGAAAGUGGUGGAACAGACACGACAAUCUACCAGGCAAACUUAAAUUAUAAUCCAGAUGGCUAUAGCAGUGAUUCAGACGGUAAUAAUCUGAUAAAGAUUAGCAAUUUAGCUUCUGUAUUUAAAAGUGCAAAUGGUGAGGCUUUAGACAAAAAUUAUGAGAUUAUCAACAGUAGUUUCUAUAAUGUGGCUAAACGUCGUGUAAAUAUCGGUGUUACUGCAACACGAGACUAUGGCUCCCAUGACUUGCGGGAUAUAAGCUGUGGUAUUGAGGAGCAGAAUAUUGAUACAUCUACAGGUAUAAUGUCAUUUGAAUAUGGCUACUCAGAUGUUAUGGCUGGUAAUUUAUCAACUCCAGCUGUAACAGACAAUACUAGUAUCUCUCUUGAUGUGGGAACUCAUUCUGUUACAGGAAGUGACUUAGUUGCAGAGUUCGACUAUGAUGAUACCAAUAAGGAUUUAGGUGAUACACUGCUUGAAAAUUAUGUUGUUAAUAAAGACAGCCACGUUCUGCAUGUAAACCCAGUGGAUCUUAAUGUAACCAUAAAAGGCAAAAAGACCUAUGGUGGUGAAGCAAGCUACGAGUAUACCUUCAGUGGUCUGCAGAAUGGUGAAACCAUUGCAGGAAUUGAUAAUGACGCUGUUUAUAACACAGAUAUUUAUCUUGAUGUAGGAAAUUAUACAUCUGACAGUGUAUCUAUACUAAAUAAGUUUGACAGUGUUAAAAUCUCUAACUGGGAUGGUUUGUCAACAACAGACAGCACCUCUGUAGCAGGCUUCAACGCUAAAAAUUACAACAUCAUCACCAGCUACGAUUUCACUGUUGAUAAGGCAAAGGCUAAUAUCAAUAUCACUGGUUCUAAAACCUAUGGUGAAGAUACUCAAAGCAAAGGCUAUACUAUUUCUCUUGGUUUGAAAAAUGGUGAAACAGCAGGUCAGUCACAGUGGGUAUCUGAUGUUGAGGUUAAUACUUCUGAGAUGUUUGAUGAUGAUAUUGGCAGUGAUGGUGAAGGUAUAGCCUAUAAUUCUGGGAAAUAUCUUGAUGCUGACAAAUAUGAUAAUAAAUUAGGUAUCAAUGCUUCAGAUGUGGUUGAUGAAAUUAACAGUAAGACUGAGCUAAAGAACAACGAUACUGGCUUUAAGACCUCUAACUAUGAUUUUUCAACUAAAACUAGUGAAUAUAUUGUAAAUAAAAAGGAUUUGACUAUCGGUAUCACUGGUAAUAAAACCUAUGGCGAUGCGACUACUUACAAUAUGAGCGGUUAUAGUGCUGAAAUUACAGGUCUGGUGGGUGAUGAAAACAUCAACCUGUUAGGUAAUUCUAGUGCGGUUGUUACUAAUGAGGCAAGUGAUGGCAAGGAUGGCAAUGGUCUUCGUGAUACAUAUCUUGAUGCAGGUAUUUACAAAAACACUAUAAAAAUAUCUGAUGAUGUAUUAAAUGACAAUGCACAGAAUACCUUUAAAACAUCUAAUUACAAGAUCACUCAGAACAGUGUCUAUACUGUAGGCAAAAAGGACAUGGUACUUACCACAGCUGGCAAGCGUACCUAUGGUGUGGCUGCUGGCAAGGAUGUAUCUACUGUAAAUGAUGGUAUAGUGUAUUCAUAUUCAACAGAUGGUCUGUUAGCUGAUGAUGUGGCUGUAUUUGAAGCAUCUAAGAAAUCAACGAAUAAUACCACUGUUGCAACCACAGCAGCAGGAAAAUACGGUACAGAAAAUGGUGGUGAGCAGGUACUUACAACUACUAUCAAUGAUAAUUCUGCUGCCAAUAGUAUCACUAAAAAUUACAAUAUCAAGGCUAAAGAUGAUUUUACUAUUGAUAAGGCAAAAUUAAGUGUAGCUGUUGAAGGAAACAAGGUAUAUGGUUCUGAUUUGGUGAAAUACAACAUCAAUAUUGAUGGCUUGCGUAAUGGCGAAACCGUCGGCAGUGAUAUUGUAAAUAAUGCAGUAGAUUCUGACAUAGACGGUUAUAACAGGGGUGUAUUCCUUGAUGCAGGCAGAUAUGGUGACAUUUCUGCAGAGGACACUCAUGACAGCAAUUCUAAAUUGUUGAAUUUAACUGGUUUGUGGAAGAAGGAUACUGGCAGUGGCUAUGACCUCAAUAAUUAUGAGGUUGUCAGCUACAGGGACCAGCUUAAUGUAGCGAAAGCAUCGCUUAGUAUUGAUAUUUCAGGUGAAAAAAUCAGUGGAGAAGAGACCUCUGCCAAGUUCAAGGAUUAUGAUGUUACUAUAAGCGGUCUGCAAAAUGGCGAAACUAUUUUGACUUGA